Molecule: messenger RNA, 5322 nt
Organism: Anguilla anguilla (European eel)
Lineage: Eukaryota; Metazoa; Chordata; Actinopteri; Anguilliformes; Anguillidae
Product: insulin-like growth factor 1 receptor
Exons: 21
Coding region: 1009-5262 (1417 amino acids)
Biological process (GO): positive regulation of kinase activity; positive regulation of phosphatidylinositol 3-kinase/protein kinase B signal transduction; glucose homeostasis
Cellular component (GO): insulin receptor complex; membrane; axon
Molecular function (GO): ATP binding; insulin receptor activity; phosphatidylinositol 3-kinase binding
Source: RefSeq, a predicted model, not a curated record
UACUAGCUCUGUGUCUGUGUGAGAGAAGCCGAAUGUUGUUUACAGCGUUGAUUCCACGGAUCAGAGAGCGAGAGAGAAGGCUAGUUGUAAGCGUGGCCGCUGGUUUACGCUGAUGAAACCGAAAGAGAAAACAUUAAAUAUAUGUACAUUCACCUUACUCGCAAUAACGAAUGUGUUAAGUAUAAGAAAAAUCUCAGAAGAAGCCUUCAAGCUCGACAUCUCCAUCCCUGUGUAGCAAAAAGGGAUACGAUUUUCAGCUGCAAACCAGACCAACAGUGUGAGCUUUUGAAGACUGGAGAGAGAGGGAGGGGGAGAGAAAAGGGGGGUGCAGUUCGUGAGACCAUUUCUGUCCUGGCGGAUAUUUUGGAUAGGGCGCUGCUGGAGUCUCAUUGAACGAAGGAGUUGGAUUUUCUUCAUUCAUUUACGGAAACCAACGUCCAUAAAGCUCCGAACCUUGCCUCUGAUUGUCUUCCACGCCCAGGAGAUUCGCAAUUGAUUUAAUGAAAUUUGGAAUACUUGUUAGGGGAUUUUUGUGCAUCUAGCGGGUACCUUUGGCUGAGUAGCUCGCUAAGCUAAGUGUGCGUUCCUCCUGGUUUUUCAAGAAAUGGAGGCUGAAGAUGCGGACUGCCAUCAGUCGAGUGGAAUCUGUGACUCGUGUUUUUUGUUAGCCACCCAUACAUCAUUGUAUCGUUGGCAAGAAUAACACAGUUUAAGCCUUUGUUUUUAUUUUGUUUUCUUGGAAAGAUUAACUUAAUUUUGAGGUAUUUAGUAGACUCGGUGCAAUUCUACAUUAACUAGCUGCAUAAUUUUAACGACGAUUUGGCUAGUUUGUCUCGAUUAGCUAGCUAGCCAAUUGAAGGAGUAGCUCGCUAGCGAACUUGGAUUGAUAUUUUACUUUUUGGGAAAUUAGAAGUCAUCUCAGUUUGUGACUGUUCAUUUUGGGAAAGGACAAUUGCGGGUUUCUGUAAUUUAUUUCUAUUUUUUGGGAAAGUACUUAAUUUAACAGGAAUGAGGUCUCGGACAGAAAGGGAUCAUUUGACCUUGUUUUGGGGUCUGUUGCUGUCUGUCUACACGAUAUCCCUACUACCAACUAAUGGAGAAAUCUGCGGUCCGAGCAUCGACAUCAGGAAUGACAUCAGCGAGUUCAAGCGGCUGGAGAACUGCACGGUGGUGGAGGGCUACCUGCAGAUCCUGCUCAUCGGCGACAAGACCAACAACGUCAACCAAGAAGUCUUCCGCACCCUCAGCUUCCCCAAGCUGACCAUGGUCACGGACUACCUGCUCCUGUUCCGAGUCUCGGGCCUGGACAGCCUCAGCGUGCUCUUCCCCAACCUGUCCGUCAUCCGCGGGCGCAACCUCUUCUACAACUACGCCCUGGUGAUCUUCGAGAUGACCAGCCUGAAGGACAUCGGCCUCUACAGCCUGCGCAACAUCACGCGCGGCGCCAUCCGCAUCGAGAAGAACCCGGAGCUCUGCUACCUGGACUCGGUCGACUGGUCGCUCAUCAUGGACGCCGAGUUCAACAACUUCAUCGCCGGGAACAAGCAGUCCAAGGAGUGCGGGGACGUCUGCCCCGGCAUCAUGGAGGACAAGCGCCACUGCAUCAAGACCAGCUUCAACGACAACUACAGCUCCCGCUGCUGGACCUCCAACCACUGCCAGAAAGUGUGCCCUAAUGAGUGUGACGGGCGUGCGUGCACGGAGGCGGGCGAGUGUUGCCACGCCCAGUGCCUGGGCAGCUGCGCGGAGCCGGACAGCGACGCGGCGUGCGCGGCCUGCCUGCACUUCUACCACGAGGGCCACUGCGUGCCCGCCUGCCCGCCCGACACCUACAGCUUCGAGGGCUGGCGCUGCAUCACCAUGGACGUGUGCGGCAUGGUGCACCUGCCCAACGACUUCGACCGCUUCGUCAUCCACGAGGGCGAGUGCGUGCCCGACUGCCCGUCCGGCUUCACCCGCAACGAGAGCCAGAGCCCUCUGGCUCUCCCUCAUCUCACUCUCCUCUCUUUCUCUGUAUCAUUCACUCCCUCUCUCCUCUCUCUCAGCAUGUUCUGCAGUGCCUGUGACGGUCUGUGCGAUAAGAUCUGCGAUGAAAAGAUCAUCGACUCUGUGGACGCUGCACAGUCACUGAAGGGCUGCACUGUCAUCAAAGGCAAUCUGCACAUCAACAUCCGCCGUGGCAAUAACAUCGCCUCUGAGCUGGAGAGCUUCAUGGGCCUGAUCCAGACGGUCACCGGGUACGUGAGGAUCCGGCACUCCCACACGCUCGGCUCGCUGUCCUUCCUCAAGAGCCUGCGCUACAUCAACGGCGAGGAGCUGAUGGACGGAAUGUACUCGUUUUCUGCUCUGGACAACCAGCACCUCCAGUACCUCUGGGACUGGACCCAGCACAACCUGACCAUCAAGGCCGGGAAACUGUUCUUCCGCUUCAACCCCAAGCUGUGCGUCUCCGAGAUCCGCAAGAUGUGGGAGAAGACGGGGAUCGCCGAGAAGUUCGACGAGGGCGAAUUCCGCAACAACGGAGACCGAGCCAGCUGUGAGAGUCACAUCCUCAAGUUCAAGUCCAACAGCACCAUGAGUAACCGGAUAAAGCUGAUCUGGGAGCGCUACCGGCCGCCAGACUACCGGGAUCUCAUCACCUUCAUCGUUUACUACAAGGAAGCGCCCUUCCAGAACAUCACGGAGUUUGACGGACAGGAUGGGUGUGGCUCUAACAGCUGGAAUAUGGUGGACGUGGACCUGCCGCAGGACAAGGACGUGGACCCGGGCGUCCUGCUGUCCCCACUCAAACCCUGGACGCAGUACGCCGUCUUUGUCAAGGCCAUCACCCUGGCGGUGGAGGACAAACAUGUUCUGGGAGCCAAAAGUGAAGUGGUGUAUAUCCGCACCAACCCCUCAGAGCCUUCCAUGCCCCUGGAUGUGCGCUAUUACUCAAACUCCUCCUCCAAGCUUCUGAUCAAGUGGUCACCCCCCAUCUCCCCCAACGGGAACCUCACCUACUACCUGGUGCGCUGGCAACAGCAGCCUGAGGACAAGGAGCUGUACGAGCACAACUACUGCUCUAAAGAGCUGAAGAUCCCCAUCCGCAUUUCGGCCACGGGCCCGGUGGACCUGGAGGACGACACCAAGCCCACCAAGUCCGACGCCGGCGGGGGGGACAAGGGCCCCUGCUGCCCCUGCCCCAAGACGGUGGACGACCUGAAGGCGGAGGCCGAGGACGCCUCGUACCGGAAGGUGUUCGAGAACUUCCUCCACAACGCCAUCUUCACGCCCAGGCCCCCAGACCGGCGUCGCAGGGACGUCUUUGGGAUCGCCAACGCCACCCUGGCGCGCGGCCGGAACGUCACAGGGCCGGAGGGGAACGCGACCGGCGGGGAGCCGGCCGAGCGCGAGUACCCGUUCUACGACGUCAUGGUGAGCGGGCGGGAGUGGACGGAGAUCUCGCACCUGCAGUCCUUCACCGUGUACCGCAUCGACAUCCACGCCUGCAACCACGAGGUCAAGCACUGCAGCGCCGCCGCCUUCGUCUUCUCCAGGACCAGACCCGCAGACAAAGCGGAUGACAUCCCGGGUCCCGUGACCUGGGAGGGGGGCGAGCAGGGGAAGGGCGUGGUCUUCCUGAGGUGGCCUGAACCUGUCAAUCCCAACGGCCUGAUCCUGAUGUACGAGAUCAAGUUCCGCCUCACCAACGAGCCGGAGAAACAUGAAUGCGUCUCCCGGCAACACUACCGUGCUCACAAGGGAUACCAGCUGGGCAUCCUGGCGCCUGGGAACUACACGGCGCGGGUUCGAGCCACCUCGCUGGCCGGCAACGGGUCCUGGACCGAGCCCAUGGCCUUCUACGUACCCCAGCCCAAAAGAGAGAACGAGAUGCUCUACCUGAUGAUCCUCGUUCCCGUCGUGGUGCUGGCCAUCACCGCCGGCCUGGUCACCGCGCUCGUCCUGGUGAACAAGAAGAGGAACAGCGACAGGCUGGGGAACGGCGUUCUGUACGCGUCCGUCAACCCGGAGUACUUCAGCGCCGCGGAGAUGUACGUGCCGGACGAGUGGGAGGUGGCUCGGGAGAAGAUCACCAUGUGCAGGGAGCUGGGCCAGGGCUCGUUCGGCAUGGUGUACGAGGGCAUCGCCAAGGGCGUGGUCAAGGACGAGCCGGAGACGCGCGUGGCCAUCAAGACGGUCAACGAGUCGGCCAGCAUGCGCGAGCGCAUCGAGUUCCUCAACGAGGCGUCCGUCAUGAAGGAGUUCAACUGCCACCACGUGGUCCGGCUGCUGGGCGUGGUUUCGCAGGGACAGCCCACCUUGGUCAUAAUGGAGCUGAUGACCCGUGGUGACCUCAAAAGCCAUCUGCGGUCCAUGCGAUCCCAAGAGAAUUCAUCCUGCCAUUCGCUGCCCCCCCUGAAGAAGAUGAUCCAGAUGGCGGGAGAGAUCGCGGACGGUAUGGCCUACCUGAACGCCAACAAGUUCGUCCACAGAGAUCUGGCCGCCAGGAACUGCAUGGUGGCAGAGGACUUCACCGUCAAGAUCGGAGAUUUCGGGAUGACCCGGGACAUCUACGAAACGGACUACUACCGGAAAGGAGGCAAGGGCUUGCUGCCGGUGCGCUGGAUGUCUCCGGAAUCUCUCAAAGACGGCGUCUUCACCACAAACUCCGAUGUCUGGUCGUUCGGGGUGGUGCUGUGGGAGAUCGCCACGCUGGCGGAGCAGCCGUACCAGGGCAUGUCCAACGAGCAGGUGCUGCGCUUCGUCAUGGAGGGGGGUCUGCUGGACAAGCCGGACAACUGUCCCGACAUGCUGUUCGAGCUGAUGCGCAUGUGCUGGCAGUACAACCCCAAGAUGCGGCCGGCGUUCCUGGAGAUCAUCAGCAGCCUGAAGGAGGAGCUGGAGCCGCCCUUCCGGGAGAUGAGCUUCUUCUACAGCGAGGAGAACAAGCCGCCCGACACCGAGGAGCUGGACAUGGAGACGGAGAACAUGGAGAGCGUGCCGCUGGACCCCUGCUCGGGCCGGCCGGGGGGCGCGGGAGGCCCGGCGCCGCCCGCCGCCCAGCCGCCCGGCGCGGGCGGGGCCCCGCCGGGGAGCAGCCCCGCCCAGGCCCCGCCCUGCUCGCCGGGCGCCGCCUCCGACAAACACUCAGGACACGCGGCGGCCAACGGGCCGGUGGUGGUGCUGCGGCCCGGGUUCGACGAGACGCAGCCCUACGCGCACAUGAACGGCGGGCGCAAGAACGAGCGCGCCCUGCCCUUACCCCAAUCUUCAGCCUGCUGAUCCCCGCGCCCACGCUGCCCCCCACACGCACACACACAUACAUACACACAUACACACACA